Dunckerocampus dactyliophorus (ringed pipefish) is the source of this 1991-nucleotide messenger RNA. RefSeq names its product gastrula zinc finger protein XlCGF57.1-like. The transcript has 2 exons. NCBI's taxonomy places the organism in Eukaryota, Metazoa, Chordata, Actinopteri, Syngnathiformes, Syngnathidae. Gene Ontology annotation, biological process: regulation of transcription by RNA polymerase II. Bases 1 to 1677 code for a protein of 558 amino acids. The record is from RefSeq and is a predicted model, not a curated record. Gene Ontology annotation, cellular component: nucleus. Gene Ontology annotation, molecular function: RNA polymerase II cis-regulatory region sequence-specific DNA binding; DNA-binding transcription activator activity, RNA polymerase II-specific.
AUGUGUAAAGUCCAAAUGCUGAGAGCGUUGGUGAACCAGCGGCUGACUGCGGCUGUGGAAGAAAUAUUUGUAGUGUUAGAAAGAACGAUAGCAGAGUACGAGGAGGAACUUUCUCGAACAAGAGAGGAGAACGAGCGACAACGUCAGCUGCUGGACGCUGUAAUCAAGAGAGCUCAAACUGAGUCACACACAGCAGACUUACGUGAAGAAGAUGUUCCUCCUGAGCAGCCCCCCCACAUUAAAGAGGAGGAGGAAACGUGGACUCAGGAGGAGGCUGACACGUUUCCAGUUACUCGUGUGAUUGUGAAGAGCGAAGAUGACGAAGAUGAAGCGCCGCUUGAUCACAGCGAGGAGACGAGAAGAUCAGAAGCAGACACCUUCAUAGCGCCGCUCUCAGAUAGCGACGACACGUCACUCAUGCCUGAGACUGAUGAUGAAGACGCUGAAGCUGACAUGACACGUCACACGGACAGCAAACACUUCAAAUGCACUCACUGUGACAAAACGUUUGUCUACAAGCGGAAUUUGAAGAGACACAUGAGGUGUCACAAUGAAGACAAACACUUUAAGUGUUGUCAGUGUGAUAAAAGUUUUGACGACAAGGCACACCUUGCAAGACAUGUGAGAAGUCACACGGGAGAAAAACCUUUCAGCUGCUCGGUUUGUGGCGAGAGGUUCACCCUUAAAGGCAAUUUGAUGAGACACACCAAAAGGCACAGCGGAGAAAAAAGCUUCUCAUGUUCCGUUUGUUGUCAGUCAUUUUCUUCUAAAUCUAAUUUGAUGGCCCAUAGCAGGACACACACAGGAGAGAAACCCUUUUCCUGUUCCUUCUGCAAUGCAAGCUUUAGUGGUCGUCCAGCUUUGGCUCAACACACGAGAACACACACUGGUGAGAAACCUUUUUCCUGCUCCGUCUGUAGUAAAAGGUUCUCUCAAAGGGCGCAUUUGACAGCGCACACGAGAACGCACACUGGAGAGAGACCGUUUUUUUGUUCAGUGUGCAACAUGACUUUUGGUGUCAGUUCGACGCUGAUUCAGCACAUGAAAACGCACACCAACGACAAGCCGUUUUCCUGCUCCGUUUGUAGCAAAACCUUCUCUCGAAAGAGAAGUUUGACAGCACACACGAGAACACACACUGGAGAGAAACUGUUUUCAUGCUCUGUGUGUCACGAGAGCUUUAGUGCUCGGUCGACUUUGGUUAACCACAAGAGAACGCACACGGGUGAGAAACCGUUCUCCUGCUCGUUCUGCGGGAACAAAUUCUCUCAAAAGGCCCAUAUAGUAACGCACAUGCGCACGCACACUGGAGAAAAACCCUUCUCCUGCACAGUGUGCGGUCAAACAUUCUCUCUAAAAGGCACCCUGAUGAAACACACAAGGAAACACACUGGAGAAAAGCCAUUUUCCUGUUCAGUCUGUCACUUAAAUUUUGGUGUCAGUUCCACUCUGAUUCGUCACAUGAGAACACACACCGGUGAGAAACCUUUUGCGUGCUCAGUUUGCGGCAAAACGUUCUCUCUGAAAAGCACUCUGGUGAUACACGCAAGGAAACACACUGGAGAGAAAGCCUUCAGUUGCAAUGUGUGUCAUGAUAAAUUCUCUUCCAAGAGUCAGCUGAACAAACACGCGUGUGCUGGUCAGAGCAGCAGCAGUCGAGCACUUUUUACUGCCUAGGGAUGACUUUUUAUUGUGUUGUGCAUGCGCUUUCGUGGCUGACGCUCGUAACCAACACUUCCUCUAGUGAUGAACAUGUCUUACCCAAGGGCACACGUGACAUCAAAUAAAACACAAGUCCUCACAGUGUGAGUGUGCUAUUCAUCCGUUCAUUUUCAUCCACUCAUCCAGCAAGACUGGCCUGACACUUCCGCUUCCACCAGGGGACGCUGAGUUUUAGUAGCAUCAUAUUAUUAAAAAUAUAGUCAAGCGACGUAAUAUAGUCAUAAUAUUAUGACAAUCAAAACAGCAAAUCAAGUAAAUUCUGGAAAAUU